UUUUGGAGUCUGGCGUUUGUGUGCAGGCGGUGUUUUCUCGUUCACCUAAAAAUAGCUUCACGGAGUUUCAACGUUUAUAUUACUGGGAUCACUGAUGGUGCUCUUACUUGUAGAAAGUUCUAGUGAAGUCACAACACGUGUGUAGAAGAUUCUUGAUAGGAGAUACCAGCACAUGCACAAGAUAGAGUGGAAGUCUUAAGGAUUACUCCAGUCAAAAAGACAGCACUCUUCCAAUCUGAGACCGAUACUGUUGGUUUUUGAGGACUCGUCACAGCCCCACAGAUAUUGACAGCAAUCGACAUCCUUUGAGAGAGAGGUGAUCUGGCCGUUCGUCGCCUUCCUUCGAUAACCUGCUGCAACCGCUUGGAGUUAAAUAUAUUUUUAGCAGAGCAGCUUAUUUCUGUACAUGUAGCUAUAGAUGUGUACGAUGAACCAUUGACUGACACACACACUGGGUGAUGUGAACAAGUGUACUACUGCAUGCAGCUGGGAUAGGACAGCCAUUUUGAAAGAUUGGGAUAUUUAAAUACAACCAGUACUUAGUAAGUGUGAGUGGAACCCUGACAGACACACCACACCCCUUCGCUUAACCCCACCUGCAUAGUGAGAGCCUUUGUUUGAUACGCACUCACAGAAAAGAUGGGGCGCAAGAAGAUACAGAUAUCCAGAAUAAAUGAUGAGAGGAAUAGACAGGUCACCUUCACAAAGCGGAAAUUCGGCCUUAUGAAGAAAGCGUACGAGCUGAGCGUCCUGUGCGACUGCGAGAUUGCGCUAAUUAUCUUCAACAGUAGUAACAAACUGUUCCAGUACGCCAGCACGGACAUGGACAAAGUGCUACUGAAAUACACAGAGUACAACGAGCCACAUGAAAGUAGGACCAACCAAGACAUUAUCGAGUUGUUAAACAAGAAAGAAAACAAAGGCUGUGAAAGUCCAGAACAAGACGUUGAGGCGUACAACUGUACACUGACACCACGCACAGAAGCCAAAUACAGUAAAAUCAAUGAGGAAUUUGACAGAAUGAUGAACGGUAGUUUGCCGAGGGGACAGGCUAUGUCCAGCAACUACCCCACCUCCAUGCCUGUGGCCAUUCCCAUCCAACAACAACAACAACAACAACAACAACAACAACAACAACAACAACAACAACAACAACAACAACAACAGACCCAACAACAGAUGCCCACACACAUAUACAACAACAGUCCCCCCAGCCAGCCCUCGAUCAGCAGCCCACAGCUGAUGCAGCCCCCAGCCUCGGCGCCUCGACAGAGUCUCAGCCCCCAGCCGCCGAUGUCUAGGAUCAGUCUCAGCCCCCAACCCCACCACAACCCACACAUGAGGACCAGUCUAAGUCCACAGCCGAGUAUGAUGCGGAACACCAUUUCACCACAGCCCCCUCGCCCAGCUAGCACAGGCUGUUUGAUCAGCGUCUCAGACGACCCAGACAAAGCCAACCUAGGUGACAAAUCGGCCGAGUCAGAGCGCCAGUCAGGAAACACAUAUCUGGGCCCACCCAUUACGUCAUCAGGGGGUUUGAGUCCAGUAUCGUCAAACAAUGGCAUAAACAACAACAACUUGCUGAAAACGUUGAACAAGCAGCAGGCAACGCAUCGACUCGGUCUGAAGGUGGUCAUACCCACAUCAAGACCGACCAUGCAAACUAAUAACGGAAUCUCUGUCAACCAGUCGUUAGCCACGCCCACAGUAUCAUUAGCCACGCCUAGUAAUCCGCACAACGUCAUACCAAACUACCCUUCAGCCCUGCCUACAGGAUAUCACACAGGAAGCGACAUGCAGUUGACGAGUGCCGAUCUCAAUCAGUUCACCAGCUUCAAUUCACCAGGUUCACUAUCAUUACACGGCUGGCAUGGGCAGUCCAGUCAAGCAGGCCCCCUCACGGCGGCGAUACAGGCCGCCGGCAUCAGUGGACAUCCUUUGAGUAUCAACACAUCAUCGAUGCAGGGACAAAACACCUACACCGGUCAAACCUCAAUCAAGUGUGAGCCCCUCUCGCCCCCGAAAGACCGAAAGUUCAACUCUCAGAUGAUGCUCCAACAACAGCCCAGUACCUCACCGGGACCAGCUGACCCCAACGGUUCCCCGCCUUACAAUGACCACGGAGGUCGUGCGCUGGUUGACAAGGACCUUCCACCAUCGAAAAGGCCAAGAAUGACCGAGGCGUGGGUCCGGUGAAUAAAAACCACCCCGCCCCUUGGGGCUGUAAUAACCUCCAAAUCAUCUGUUGCAGCUUCUUUUUCUUCUUUUCCUUCAAGAAAAAAAAAAAAAAUUAUUAUUAUUUUUUUUUUUUUCAACAAUAUGGGGCUAAUCCACCGAAAUGGUCAGAAAUUCAAUGGUAGUUUUUAAAAGCAGUCGGUUUUUGAGUUCAGUUCCACUGAGUACAUUGUACAUAACCUUGUAUAUUCAGUGUGUGAGUGACAUGUAGGGAGUGCCACUAUUGGACUCUUGAGGGCGCCAAUUGGGGCUCUGUUUGAUAUCAUAGGAAAACGUUGCUGCUUGUUAAUUCGUAACUGAAGCAGGUUAUCGGUAGAAUUUCAAUUACAUCAAAAACCUACUGCUCUUUAACUGUCCAAUCGUGGGUCCUAUAUUUCUUCCAUUGCGGUUUAUUCAUACA
Molecule: messenger RNA, 2635 nt
Organism: Asterias rubens (European starfish)
Lineage: Eukaryota; Metazoa; Echinodermata; Asteroidea; Forcipulatida; Asteriidae
Product: myocyte-specific enhancer factor 2C-like
Exons: 13
Coding region: 640-2196 (518 amino acids)
Biological process (GO): positive regulation of transcription by RNA polymerase II
Molecular function (GO): RNA polymerase II cis-regulatory region sequence-specific DNA binding; DNA-binding transcription factor activity, RNA polymerase II-specific; protein dimerization activity
Source: RefSeq, a predicted model, not a curated record